This is a messenger RNA of Puccinia graminis f. sp. tritici CRL 75-36-700-3, 414 nucleotides long. RefSeq lists its product as uncharacterized. Gene Ontology annotation, molecular function: adenosine kinase activity. Gene Ontology annotation, biological process: purine ribonucleoside salvage. Gene Ontology annotation, cellular component: cytosol; nucleus. The record is from RefSeq and is a predicted model, not a curated record. The transcript has a single exon. The coding region runs from base 1 to 414 and encodes 137 amino acids. NCBI's taxonomy places the organism in Eukaryota, Fungi, Basidiomycota, Pucciniomycetes, Pucciniales, Pucciniaceae.
AUGGUUGGCAGGUAUCUGUUGCAGAUACCCGUCAUCCGCUGGCAGAUACCCGCCAGCGGGUGCGGAUGGCCCCUUUUCCGCAAAAACCUGGCGGGUAUCCCCAAGGAUACCCAAGGCCAGAAGGGGAGAUGGCCGGCUGGAAGGAUUUCCUUCCAGCCCGUCGAGGUAGAUAUGUUCUCAUCUCCAGUCGAAGGAGGCCACGUGCUCAUCAUCCCAUUCUCACCCCUCAAGGACCAGGAAAUUUUCAACACUAAUGGGGCCGGAGGCGCCUUUGCUGGCGGUGUUCUCACCGGAUUGGUCCUCCAAAAACCAAUUGAUCAACACAUCAAAAUUGGCCACAAGCUCGGCAAAAUGUGUGUUGGUCAAGUCGGCCCAAAGUUCAAGUCUUAUGAAUUUCAACUACAUAAGCAGUAG